Vigna umbellata (rice bean) is the source of this 1305-nucleotide messenger RNA. NCBI's taxonomy places the organism in Eukaryota, Viridiplantae, Streptophyta, Magnoliopsida, Fabales, Fabaceae. The record is from RefSeq and is a predicted model, not a curated record.
UUUGGAUGUCUCCCGCCAACAUCGGACAUUUGUAUUCUUAACGAAAAUCCUAGGUAUUGAACGAUAACACCAUAGAAACACUCUUACUAGAAUCCCUCCCUAGUAACAUACCCUCCUGUUUCCAACCGGCCUUACACUUUCCGUUUCUUCUCCUCAUGUUUUCUGUUUCCUCUUACAUUAUUACUUAACUAAUCAAAACUACCACCAUCAUCAUGCCACCCUGCAAACAAAUUCCUAACCGCUUGCCCCCGCAAACAAAACCCUCUCCGUCCUUCUUCUUCGUUUUGCACUUUGUCAAGAAUUUUGAGUGCCGGAAUGGAACAGUUCCGGCAUAUCGGAGAGGUGGUUGGGAGUCUGAAAGCGCUUAUGGUUCUGCGCGAUGAAAUCCAAAUCAACCAACGGCAAUGCUGUUUGAUCCUGGACAUAUUCAGUUUGGCGAUGGACACGAUCGCAGAGGAGAUGCGGCAGAACCUGAAGCUGGAAGAGAGGAACAGCAAAUGGAAGGCUCUGGAAUCUCCUCUGACAGAGUUGUGCAGGGUUUUCAAGGAGGGAGAGCAUUACAUAAAGCAGUGUUUGGAUUCCAAACAUUGGUUGGGGAAAGCCAUUACCCUCUCUCACCACCGAGACUGCGUGGAAUUCCACAUCCACAACCUUCUCUGCUAUUUCCCGGCGGUGAUCGAGGCGAUCGAGAUUGCAGGGGAGAUUACGGGUUUAGAUCCGGAGGAGAAGGCAAAGAAGAAGGUGAUACUGGGUCGGAAGUAUGACGUGGAAUGGAAGGACCCGGAGCUGUUCCAAUGGAGGUUCGGGAAGCAGUACCUGGUCCCGCGCGGGAUUUGCAAGAAGUUGGAGAACGCCUGGAGAGAGGACAGGUGGAGGCUCAUCGAGGCCAUCAAGGACAAGACUGCGAAGGAAGGUGGUUCAGCUGUGUUUAGGGAGAGCGAGCAUGGCCUCGCUGAUAUGCUCCUCAAAAAGCUUCUCAAUGGGUCGGAGAUCGGCCCAAUUGCGGUGCUUGUUGGGUCCAAAGGUUUCCAGGUGAGACGGAGGUUGGGCCACCGGAAGGACUUCAAGGAAAUCCAAUGGUUGGGGCAAAGUUUCGCGAUGAGGAACUUUCAAGGGGAGAGAGAAGCACACCAGACUGAGGUCUCCUCUAUUCUCUCGCUUUCACACCCCAACAUAUUGCAAUACCUUUGCGGGUUUUACGACGAGGAGAAGAAAGAGUUCUCUUUUGUGAUGGAGUUAAUGCACAAGGAUCUGUGGACUUACAUGAAAGAGAUUUGUGGAUACACGCAAUCACACGGUGCAUGA